CCGCCGUUACGCUGCGCUCCGCGGCUGCAAGAUGGCGGCGCAACAGCAGGAUCGUGAGGGUGCUACGCCAGUGGCUGGGCCAGCGGCGGAGGCCGACCCAUUGAGCCGCUUCACGUGUCCUGUGUGCUUAGAGGUGUACGAGAAGCCGGUGCGGGUGCUCUGCGGACACGUCUUUUGCUCUGCAUGCCUGCAGGAAUGUCUGAAGCCGAAGAAGCCUGUCUGUGGGGUAUGUCGCAGCCCUCUGGCACCUGGUGAACGAGCCACGGAGCUCGAGCGGCAGAUUGAGAGCACAGAGACUUCUUGCCAUGGCUGCCGUAAAAAUUUCUUCCUAUCCAAGAUCCGGGCCCAUGUGGCUACCUGUUCCAAAUACCAGAAUUACAUCAUGGAAGGUGUGAAGGCCACCACCAAGGACGCAUCCCUCCAGCCAAGGCAUGUCCCCAACCGUUACACCUUUCCUUGCCCUUACUGUCCCGAGAAGAACUUUGACCAGGAAGGACUUGUGGAACACUGCAAGUUAUCCCAUAGCACGGAUACCAAGUCUGUGGUUUGUCCGAUAUGUGCCUCGAUGCCCUGGGGGGACCCCAACUACCGCAGCGCCAACUUCAUCGAGCACAUCCAGCGGCGGCACCAGUUUUCUUACGACACUUUUGUGGAUUACGAUGUCGACGAAGAGGACAUGAUAAAUCAAGUGUUGCAACGCUCCAUCAUCGAUCAGUGAGCAGAUCCUCUGCUGUCCGUCUCGUGUUCCAGAGCUUCCAUCACGUGUCAUGUGUGAAACUUUAAAUAUACAGCAGCCCUGGAAGUGAGCCCUGUUGUUAGGACAGGGUCGCUUCUAACAGGGAAACAGGUUUCCAGUUCAGAGUCCUCCUUUCCCUUGGGCUCUCCCCCUACUGUUAACCCUGUUUGUCCCAUGUCUUUUCUUGCUCCUCAGCUGCUUCCUGGAGCUUCUGCUUCCUCUUCUAGGAGAGAACCCAGCUUCUCCGCCUGUCCGUGUUUCACACUUCCUCCUCUCACCCAGCGUUCCUCUCUCUGGCCCUCCGAGCCAGCCGGGGCCUUUUGUGGGUUGUGAAUAGCACAAAUGAGACAAGGGUCUCCCGUCCUCGUCCCCGAGGUGUGUGAGCUCGGGCAGCAGUGCAUCCGAUCAGGAUGGGGCUCCUGUGCUGAGGGAGUUCCUGUUGGCUGGGCCUUGGCAGCGGCUGCCAGGAGCUGGAGUUACUUCCCAGCAGACCUUUCAAAAGUCCUGCUGGGGUGAAUGUUCUGGGGUGGGGUGGUCUGAUGCUGGAAGUUUGGGUUAGUGAUAUUUUCCUGCCACUUCUGCACACCCUUAGAAUGGACUGGUUCAGUCUUAAAUGCCUGCAUCGUGCCUUUUUAGGAUAAGGUAUAACCACACGUUCUUAGUAUAAAUAAGUGUGUCUAGGUUAGAAACUUAGGUUAAACUCCAUUUCUCCAUAAGAGGGGAAGAGGGUCAGCUAAAAGAGACAGAAAGACCGUAGCUUUUUCCUUACGAUUUUCAAACUAACGGGGUAUUUUUCAAAUGACUGGGUCAUGUUUACUUUUCUAUUUGGGAGCCUGCCUACAUUCUCGUCCUUGAGGCACAAAAAGGAGCCUUCCCAUGAAUAAGAAGGAAGAGGUUCGGGGACCCGAGAGGAUGGAUGUCAGUUCUUUUUAUCUUGUAUUUGUUAACUUAGAUUACACUGAGCAUUGCUUUUCUAUCAUAGAGCGGUUGUAGGAAAUCUAGUGCCACAGCUGUCUCUUCUGACAAGACAUUAUUCAAAGGCACAACAUCUCCUAUGAGCAGUUGUUAAUGGAAACUGUCUCCUGGAAACUUGCUUUGGUAGCAGCUCAAGAAGCUUGAAGUUCAACCCGUUUGACGAUACUAAUAAACACGAGGCCAAGAGCUGGCCGUCAGAGGCGUAGGAGCAGAACGUCUGGUCGCCCCACGGGCGCCUGUAUUUAGGUUUGCUCCUUCAUGUCAGGCCUCCCCAGCCUGAUAGGGAAGUCCCUUCUGGUCGGUGGCAGAGGCGGCCAGUGACAGGGCUUUGGGCCUGUGCGCUGCUCCUGUGGCCUCUCCCUCCCUGCCAGCACCAACUGCGGGCGCCUGAGAGCCAGUGGAGAUGGGGCCUGUGGGGCAAAGUAACUUCUGCCGUGCCCGCUCUUGGGAGGGCCCGGACGCCAAGGUCAGCCUCUUCGCUGUAUUUCUGCGGCGUUCACUCAGGCCUCCCUGAGUUGAGAUCAUCUUGGUCUAAGGUUAAAGGGAAUUGAACAAAUCCUUCAUUUGAGGAAACCAACGAGAGCAUGUCUAUCUUACUGAUGGUACCAGAAAACUGAUUUCCUUGUAUUAAGUGCCCUUCAUGUAUUUCUAAUAAGAUGACUUCCCAGAAAGUGAAAUUUGUUACGUUCUGGCUUUUAAAAGGUGAA
This is a messenger RNA of Pteronotus mesoamericanus, 2418 nucleotides long. RefSeq names its product ring finger protein 114 (gene RNF114). Gene Ontology annotation, molecular function: ubiquitin protein ligase activity. Gene Ontology annotation, biological process: ubiquitin-dependent protein catabolic process; protein polyubiquitination. The record is from RefSeq and is a predicted model, not a curated record. The coding region runs from base 32 to 718 and encodes 228 amino acids. The transcript is spliced from 6 exons. Lineage: Eukaryota; Metazoa; Chordata; Mammalia; Chiroptera; Mormoopidae.